UUAGGCGCGGACCGCGAGCGGAGGCUGCGAGCGCCGCCGCCACCUGAGAAGCCAGGCGCUCGGCCGGAGCCAGUGCGCGGCGCCCGGGCCUGGCCGGCUGCUUCCCGCCUCGGCCACCACCCCCGCCCCUGCCGCCCGGACCCCACCGAGGCGGGCGCCGCGGAACGUGAGGCGCGAAGCCCUGCCCGGACCGGCGCGGCCCGGAGCCGCGGCGCCGGAGGACCCCUGCAGUGCACCAUGAGUCGGUAAUGCCCACUGAGGACCUCUGGGAGCCAUGUCAGACGAAUCCACCUCAGGGAGCGAUCCAGACCUGGACCCGGACGUGGAGCUGGAGGAUGCGGAAGAGGAGGAGGAGGAGGAGGAGGUGGCAGUGGAGGAGCACAGCAGGGAUGAUGAGGAAGACCUGCUGGAUGACCCAUCCCUGGAGGACAUGUACGGCACUGAGUGUGCCCAGCUGGGGGAAGAUGGGCAGCGGCCACCGCGGUGCACUUCAACUACCUCAUCUCAGUCUGAGCCUUCAGAGCAGCUUAGGCGCCACCAAGGCAAGAGCCUGGCCUCUGACGACCCCAAAAAGAAGAGAGCUCAGAAGCCCUCCCACAUGAGGAGGAACAUACGAAAGCUGCUCCGGGAGGAUCAGUUGGAGCCAGUUACCAAAGCAGCACAACAGGAAGAGUUGGAAAGAAGGAAACGCCUGGAGCAGCAGAGGAAGGACUACGCAGCUCCCAUUCCCACUGUUCCCUUGGAGUUUCUUCCCGAGGAAAUUGUCUUAAGAGCAAGUGAAGGUCCCCAACUGCCUCCUCGGGUCUUGGCCCAGGAAGUCAUUUGUUUGGACAGUAGCAGUGGCAGCGAGGAUGAAAAAAGCAGCCGAGAUGAGGUGAUUGAACUGAGCUCUGGCGAGGAGGACACUCUGCACAUUGUGGACAGCAGCGAGUCUGUCAGCGAGGAGGAUGAGGAAGAGGAGAAGGGUGGCACCCACGUGAAUGACGUCUUAAACCAGCGCGAUGCUCUGGGGCGUGUCCUCGUCAACCUGAACCACCCUCCGGAGGAGGAGAAUGUCUUCCUGGCCCCACAGUUGGCUCGGGCAGUGAAACCCCAUCAGAUUGGCGGGAUCCGGUUCCUGUAUGAUAACCUGGUUGAGUCCCUGGAGAGGUUUAAGACCAGUAGUGGCUUUGGCUGUAUCCUGGCCCACAGCAUGGGUCUGGGGAAAACUUUGCAAGUGAUCUCCUUCGUCGACGUCCUCUUCCGCCACACGCCAGCCAAAACUGUCCUUGCCAUUGUGCCGGUUAAUACUCUUCAGAACUGGCUGGCGGAGUUCAACAUGUGGCUCCCAGCUCCUGAAGCCCUGCCAGCGGACAGCAAGCCUGAGGAGGUCCAGCCUCGCUUCUUUAAAGUUCACAUCCUGAAUGAUGAGCACAAGACAAUGGCAGCUCGAGCUAAAGUGAUGGCUGAUUGGGUGUCAGAGGGUGGGGUGCUCCUGAUGGGGUACGAAAUGUACAGGCUCCUCACCCUGAAGAAGUCCUUUGCCACAGGCAGACCGAAGAGGAGCAAGAAGCGGUCUCACCCGGUCAUCAUUGAUCUGGACGAGGAAGAUCGCCAGCAGGAGUUCCGGAGAGAGUUUGAGAAGGCCUUGAGCCGCCCUGGCCCUGAUGUGGUGAUCUGCGACGAGGGCCACCGUAUCAAAAACUGCCAGGCCAGCACCUCGCAGGCCCUGAAGAACAUUCGCUCCCGCCGCCGGGUGGUGCUGACCGGGUACCCCCUGCAGAACAACCUCAUCGAGUACUGGUGCAUGGUGGACUUUGUGCGCCCAGACUUCCUGGGCACCCGACAGGAGUUCAGCAACAUGUUCGAGCGCCCCAUCCUGAACGGGCAGUGUAUCGACAGCACGCCCCAGGACGUCCGCCUCAUGCGGUACCGGAGCCACGUCCUGCACAGCCUCCUGGAGGGCUUCGUGCAGAGGAGAGGCCACACUGUGCUGAAGAUUCAUCUCCCUGCCAAGGAAGAGAAUGUGAUCCUGGUGCGGCUCUCCAAGAUCCAGCGCGAUCUGUACACACAGUUCAUGGACCGCUUCCGGGACUGUGGCAGCAGUGGCUGGCUGGGGCUGAACCCCCUCAAGGCUUUCUGUGUGUGCUGCAAGAUCUGGAAUCACCCUGACGUGCUAUAUGAAGCCCUUCAGAAGGAGAACCUGGCCAAUGAGCAGGACCUAGACGUGGAAGAGCUUGGCUCCGCGGGGACUAGUGCCCGCUGCCCGUCACAGGGAACAAAAGUCAAGGGGGAGGACAGUGCCUUGGCCGCCUCGAUGGCAGAGGCAGCCAACAGCAAGUUCCUUCAAGGGGUCGGCUUCAACCCUUUCCAGGAGCGAGGCAACAACAUUGUCACGUAUGAAUGGGCCAAGGACCUUUUGACUAAUUACCAGACUGGAGUCCUGGAGAACUCUCCCAAGAUGGUACUGCUUUUCCACCUGAUCGAGGAAAGCGUGAAGCUUGGUGACAAGAUCCUCGUGUUCAGCCAGAGCCUUUCCACCUUGGCUCUCAUCGAGGAGUUCCUAGGGAAACGAGACGUGCCCUGCCUACCUGGUGCCGAGGGGCAAGGAGUACAGAAGUGGGUUCGAAACGUCAGCUACUUCCGGCUGGAUGGUAGCACCCCUGCCUUUGAGAGGGAGCGGCUCAUUAAUCAGUUCAAUGAUCCCAGCAACCUCACCACCUGGCUGUUCCUUCUCUCCACAAGGGCUGGGUGCUUGGGCGUGAAUCUGAUCGGUGCCAACCGAGUGGUGGUGUUUGACGCUUCCUGGAACCCUUGCCAUGAUGCUCAGGCAGUGUGUCGGGUGUACCGCUACGGCCAGAAAAAGCCCUGCCACAUCUACCGCCUUGUGGCUGAUUUCACCCUGGAAAAGAAGAUCUAUGACCGUCAGAUUUCCAAGCAGGGCAUGUCAGACCGCGUGGUGGAUGAUCUCAAUCCAAUGUUGAACUUUACCCGGAAGGAAGUGGAGAACCUACUGCACUUCGUUGAGAAGGAGCCGGCUCCCCAAGCAUCUUUGGACGUAAAGGGCAUCAAGGAGCCCGUCCUGCAGCUUGCCUGCCGGAAGUACCCUCACCUCAUCACCAAGGAGCCUUUUGAGCAUGAGUCAUUGCUCCUUAACCGAAGGGAUCACAAGCUGACCAAGGCGGAGAAAAAAGCAGCAAAGAAAAGCUAUGAGGAAGACAAACGCACAUCAGUCCCCUACACCCGCCCGUCGUACGCACAGUAUUACCCCGCCAGCGACCAGAGCCUGACCAGCAUCCCUGCCUUCAGUCAGAGAAACUGGCAGCCAACGCUGAAGAGCGAUGAGAAGCCUGUGGCCAGUGUCCGUCCUGUGCAGUCCACCCCCAUCCCCAUGAUGCCCCGGCAUGUCCCCCUGGGAGGCGGCGUAAGCUGUGCCUCCAGCACAAACCCAGCCAUGAACUUCCCCAUCAACUACCUGCAGCGCGCGGGCGUCCUUGUGCAGAAGGUGGUCACCACCACAGAUAUUGUUAUUCCUGGACUCAACAGCUCCACAGAUGUACAGGCGAGAAUUAACGCUGGGGAGAGCAUCCACAUCAUCCGCGGGACGAAAGGGACGUACAUCCGCACCAGCGACGGGCGCAUCUUUGCUGUCCGAGCGACGGGCAAACCCAAAGCCCCUGAAGAUGGCCGGAUGGCUGCCUCAGGUUCCCAGGGGCCUUCUCUCGAGUCUACGAGCAACGGCAGACCCAGUGCCUCAUCACCCAAAGCUCCCGACCCUGAGGGGCUGGCCAGGCCUGUCUCUCCCGACAGCCCGGAGAUCCUCAGCGAGCUGCAGCAGUACGCGGACGUGGCCGCUGCCCGCGAGUCCCGCCAGAGCUCCCCCAGCUCCGCCGCCGGCCUGCCCGGCCCCCCUGCCCAACUGGUGGACGGCAGUGCUGUGCCUGGGACUGCUCUUGGGACGGAGCCUCGACUUGGGAGCCACUGCCUCAACAGUUCCCUCUUGGUGACCGGCCAGCCCUGUGGUGACAGGCACCCAGUCUUGGAUUUAAGGGGCCACAAGCGGAAGUUGGUCACACCAUCUACUGCCCAGGAGUCAGCCCGCCGGCGGUCCAGGAAGGGCCAUCUACCAGCCCCCGUGCAGCCGUAUGAACACGGGUAUCCAGUUGCAGGCGGGUUUGCCAUGCCACCCGUCUCCUUAAACCAUAACCUCACCACCCCCUUCACCUCCCAGGCUGGGGAGAACUCCCUGUUUAUGGGCAGUCCCCCCUCCUACUACCAGCUGUCCAAUUUGCUGGCAGAUGCCCGCCUGGUGUUUCCAGUGACUACUGACCCUCUGGUGCCAGCAGGCCCCGUCAGUUCCUCUUCCACGGCUACCUCAGUCACUGCCAGCACCCCUUCCUUCAUGCUGAACCCCUCUGUUCCAGGGAUGCUGCCCAGCUACUCACUCCCGUUCUCACAGCCACUCCUGUCCGAGCCGAGGAUGUUUGCCCCUUUCCCCACCCCUGUCUUGCCCACCAACCUUUCCCGGGGCAUGUCGGUCUACCCAGGCUACAUGUCCUCCCACGCGGGCUACCCAGCUGGCGGCCUCCUCCAGUCCCAGGUGCCUCCAUUUGACUCUCACGAGGUGGCUGAGGUGGGGUUCAGCUCCAAUGACGAUGAGGACAAGGACGAUGAUGUGAUAGAGGUCACUGGGAAAUAGCUGGGAGCCCCGCUCCACCUCACUCAGGGCCCCAGCAUUGCCCACCAAGCUGGAAGGCAGCUGUCUGGGCUUCUGAGAGUAGGGCACUUGGCAGGAGGGGCAGGAAGAGGACAAGGAAGGGGGGUGACCAUAGUGGCAGGGCUCUGCUGCAGCCCAACAAAGGCAAAAAAUUCCAGCAGAGCAGCAAUCGUGGGAAAUCAGGGACCCAAACAGGACUGGAGGGCCGGGAAGCCCGCCUCUCUUCCUGCUGCCUUGCUUAGCUGUCAGCUUGCCUGCUUGCCCCUCUGAGUGUAGGCACUCACAUCCCAUCUCUGUCUUUGGGAACAUUCUCUCCCAAGAGACCUGCCUUACUGGGUGACUUAGCUUGGCCUAGAGAGGGGAGGGGAGUGAGGGGGGGGCGGGUAGAGAAGGAGUGUGGGCAGGGAGAGCAGACUGCGAUUCCACGUGAAGUGGAGUCUUUUUAGGGGGUGGGAAGGAAGCAGGCCAGGUAUGUGUGCUGUGCGUGUGUGUGUUUAUGUAUGUACGUAUGUGUAUGUAACAGCAGGGAUGAAGGUGGGGGGGAGGAAGGGAGGGACGAAUGGGGGGGGGGAAAUGAAUUUAUCUUUUUAAAAAUGGAAAUCAGAGUGUGGUGGUUCAUGGCAGUUAGAACGAACGUCAGGGUGAGCCCAGGAGAGCCGUGGAAACCACAAGUUUCCUUCUCGUGGGUGAAGAGGAGCCCAGGUAACCUGAGUCCCUGGUUUUCAGAGCCACAUUGGUUGUGGAAUUUGGGGGAGAUAAUGGGCAUUGCCCCUCUCUGCCUCUCCCUAGUGGCUGCCUCGGAGCAGCCCUUUCCAGGGAGGGGAACCCUGUGCUGUGGGGGAGGCUGGAAGGACAUGCUUCACAGGGAUGGACCUGAGCCCCACAGCCUGUCCCAGUGGCCUUUCCUGCCCCUGCCUUCCCUGGUAGAGAGCUCAGUUAAUUUAUUUCUUACGGGCAAUUAUUUAUUAUUUAGACUUUUCAUGUGUCUUUUUGUUGUUAUUGGUAGUGGGAGGGGGAGGCUGGGGUAGGGAAGAGGGUAGGAGAUGGGAAAGGCAGUUUUAAAAUACCCCAGACCCCAUGGCUGCCGGUGAGCACAUCCCCGAGGGCAUCCCCGAGGGUGGUGAAUUGGCCAUGGAAAGAAAGCCAGGCUUGACCAAGGUGUGCACCAAAUAGCCAUGUUUUGCAGGAAGACCAGGGACUCCUGUGUCUGGAGAAUUGGUGGGAUGAGACUUGUUCCACAGAGCUGGAAACUUGGGGUCAUGGAGUUUGCUAUUGGAAAGUAAAUGACCCCAAAUUUGGAGUUGCGUCCUUAGACUUAGAGGCAGGCUCGCUAUGCUGUGCAUAGAUGGCUGCGUUGAGGGAACAGACUUGAUUUCCUAUUGGGAAAUGUUGACUUCCCCAGCCUAUCAGAUGGUCAGUGUGGGCCUGCUGUCUGCUACCUCCAUCCUCUGAAGGAACAUGGAGGAGCCCUUCCUCUAUAGCAGCCUGAAGCCUGGCUUUGUCCUAAAAGAACAUACCAGCCAUUCUGGGUCAACCCUUUCUUGUUGCCAGUGCCGGGGCGGGGCAUCUAGUCUUUAGGCGCAAACACUGGCUGUCUUCCGCUUGGCUUUCCCUGCCUGCUGAGGCCGCUCCAGGCAGGUCUUUAUGAUGAACACACCGCGUCUGUCUGCAGAGCUCCACCCCCUCCCCGGGGGGUCCUCACUGGGCAGCUGCUGCCCCUGCCUCCCCUGUCCUGGAGGCAGUUUAGUCAGGUCACCCCUAGUAGUAGCUGCUUCUGUAACUCUUCCACCAGCUGGUUUUCGUUGUUGGGGGGCCUUACACACUCGGGGGGGGGUGUUCCCAGAGAAGAGACGAGGAGAAUGCUGAUGGGGGUGUGCAUGUACGAGUGUGAGUGCGUGUGUGUGUGUGUGUGUGUGUGUGUGUGUGUGCGCGCGCGCGCGCUGUCCAGUUAACACCAAGAGUGGGACUUAAGGCGCUUUUUUUCUCUUUUCAUAAGCACCCUGUCAGACUCUUAACUCUCCUACUCAUAGAAGCCUUAGACCUACAAUUUAGCUAUGCAAAUUAUUUUAGUAAUUUAAAACUAGCAUUUCACCAGUGCUCUCUCAGAUGCACCAGGAGCGGGUGGUGAGUGGACUCAGUGUGGGCUUUCAGGUUGAGGCUGGUGCUGAGGGUGUGAGCCUCCCCAGGUCUCCGGUUUGCAGAGCGCACUCACACCCUGGGCCACAGUUGAUACCUCCAAGGCCCCAGAGCACUGGGAUCCCAGAGCAGGUGUGUGUGUGUGUCUAAGGAGGGGUCAUUCUGUGUGCACCUCUAAAACAUCGUAGCAGCAGGCUCCAAGAAUCCACAAACUAUUCCAGCAAGGAAUUGAGACCAGUCACUGGAGGGAUGGGCUUUGGAGGUAUCAGGAAGUGAAUGGGUAUUAUGAGAGACAGUGUGUGCCUGCUGUUGACCCAGUGCUUCCAGGGGCUGGGUCUUGCUAUAACUGGGGAGAGGCCAUAGCUUCAGGAGGCAGACCUGGCUGGAGAAGGCUUUGUUCGAUAUGUGCAGCUUAUACUGUGUAAGCAGGUGGGGGUGGGGUCACGGGAAAUUGGGGUGCUACCAGUUCCAUGUUUGUUUUUUUAAUGACCGUGAAAACCCUUCUGACUUCCCUGCUGCCUCUUCCUGUGUGCUGGUAGGCAGUGAGCAUGUGUGUGAGGGAAGCAGGGACUGUCUCAGAGGCCAUGGGCCAUGUUCUACAGCUGCUUUGAUAGAGACACUUGCUGGUGGCUUCUACCUGCCGUCUAGGCCUGCGUGAGGGAGGAAUGGGGAGAAGAGGGAGGUGGGAGACCGGCCCGGGCACUUUCCCUCAUCUUCUACAGAAGCCCCGUCUGGCUGGUUCAGCCUAAGUUCUCACCAAGGGAAUAUGGUACAACUUGCUUCAGGAUUCCAUGUGUAGUGAUGUGUGAUUUCCUUUUCUUAGUAUCUGUGGAUAAAAAUUGAACAGAGACAGAGUAGCCACUUAAGAAAGUAAGUGAACCCUGUUGGAUCAGAUUGGAUUCUGCAAAGUCCUCACCUUCUCGAGUUGUGCUCAGCAUCUAUUUUGUCAUCUCCCGACUUCAGGAUAAUGCUGGUCCUUGGCACUCUCUUCCCGAGGAAUUAGUGUCUGAAGUUUAUAUGCUUGUGAUUCACAACUAAGUAUAUUUCCCACUCCAGGGUCUGAAGCAAAGCUAGGGGAGUUCUGCUGAUAGGUGGAAACAGACAACCAAACCUUAGGCGUCUGGGGGGGACCGUCACUCCCAAAGUCAGCAGAGCAAGUCGUCCGCUUCAGUCUGUGCAAGCCUGGCCUUGCUCCGGAACCGAAUGCUCCCAUGUGGAAGGUCUGGGGGCUUCACAUUCCUUGUUCCUAGCGUUCCUGGCCAUGACCCUUCCUCCUGUUUCCCAGUUCCCUGUGAUUCCUCAGAAGACCAGUCUCCCUUCCGAACCCCGGCCUCCUGUACACCCAGCUAAGUGGCUCUUUUGCCACCAGAACUCCUGAGGAGCUCCUUUCCCUGGUGGACCCAGGAGACUUUCUGGCCCUCUGCUCACUGUUCCAGGAACCUGCCCCUCCAGGCCUGAGUGCUUCACUCUCCAUCCGUCGCCCUCCCCAUCCAUUCCCCUCCUACUGGCGCUUCUCUUCUGCCCUGUGUAUUCCACUGUUACCCUAAAUGUCUGUCUGUCUGCCACUAGCUUGGCCCUGGGCCUUUUAUGAAUACCCAAGUCUUACAAUGAACUUCCUGAGCAGGCAAUGUCCAACUUCUUUGCUCUCAGGGACUGUGUCUGCCUCUCCUCCCCCCUCGGGCCUAUGUGACUGAGGAAAAGGUGCAUCUGAGUCCGGGAGAGGUAGCCAGGCAGGCUGCAGAGUCUGGGGCAGAGGCUGGGAGAGAUUUGGGUACUUUCUGUUACCACUACUGGGGUGAUAUUCAGAAGAGGGGGGACCUCAUACUGUGACCUGAUCCAGGACCCUCCUCUGGAAGAGAGCUCAGCCCAGGUGUGUGUAUGUGUGUGUGUGUGUGCCUGUGAGUGUGUGUGCAUAUGCACACACCUGCUCAUGUGCACAUGAGUGUAAACUGACUUGUCUGGUUGUGUUACUCAGGGUGGGCUGGGGACUCAGCAGAAGAAUCCCCUUAGCCCGCUCAAGACUGGUUUUUUCCUGUACCCUCUCCAGAGGGGUCGGGAAGGAGGUCCAGGUGGGUUGAGGGGGUCGCAGUGGAUAACCACUAAGGCCACAUUGCUGCCAGGAAGGGGGGGGGUUGGGGCCCCAGGGACCUGGCACCUGGCUUUGGUUUUCCCGUCUUCUUUCCUCAGGACGCCCCCUGAGGCCUGGGAUUGCACCUGGCUUUGAGGAGCACCUGUGGCUGGUGCUCUGCCGGUGUAGUCAUGGGCUUCCCUCCUCUCGCAGGGCAGGUGCUCCUGCCCCAGAGACUGGGCAACUGGCUGUUUCUAUGACGUAUUUAUUUUUACUUGUGUUUCAUGUCACUUUUUUAAAAAAGCAAACAGAACAAUUGUAAGUCAGUGUAACUGCCUAUCAGUUUUCUUUAUUUCUCUUUUUGUAAAAUAAAAUUUAAACUCAAGAAGGCAA
Myotis daubentonii (Daubenton's bat) is the source of this 9293-nucleotide messenger RNA. It is a transcript of the gene RAD54L2, whose product is annotated as RAD54 like 2. The record is from RefSeq and is a predicted model, not a curated record. NCBI's taxonomy places the organism in Eukaryota, Metazoa, Chordata, Mammalia, Chiroptera, Vespertilionidae. Gene Ontology annotation, cellular component: nucleus. Gene Ontology annotation, molecular function: ATP binding; ATP hydrolysis activity.